AUGACUCCGGACAAAAGUGAAACAGUGGAUGUGAAGAAAUCAUUUUUUGCCAGAAAAUGGAAACGAUAUACAGUUUACGCGCUUAUGGGCUUCGCAGCUUGGCAUUAUGUCUACUAUACAAUUGAGUUCAAUGAAAAAGUUAGAAAACCUGAAGAACGACGAGACAUGAUGUAUAUUCACUGGAUAAAAAAGCAAUUCCCGGCAUUGAGACAGUAUGGCAUUCCAUAUAAGGAUGAUACGAAGAGUAGUGAAUAA
Messenger RNA from Thelazia callipaeda (thelaziosis nematode), 255 nucleotides. NCBI's taxonomy places the organism in Eukaryota, Metazoa, Nematoda, Chromadorea, Rhabditida, Thelaziidae. The record is from the annotation of a GenBank genome assembly.